Artibeus jamaicensis (Jamaican fruit-eating bat) is the source of this 462-nucleotide messenger RNA. RefSeq names its product proteasome maturation protein-like. The transcript has a single exon. Bases 37 to 462 code for a protein of 141 amino acids. Lineage: Eukaryota; Metazoa; Chordata; Mammalia; Chiroptera; Phyllostomidae. Gene Ontology annotation, cellular component: nucleus; cytoplasm. Gene Ontology annotation, biological process: proteasome assembly. The record is from RefSeq and is a predicted model, not a curated record.
AGGGUACUAAGAGGCUGUUCACAGAGCGAGCAGAAAAUGAAUACCAGAGGACUUGGAUCUCAGCUAAAGGACAGUAUUCCAGUUACAGAACUUUCACCAAGUGGAUCUUUUGAAAGUCAUGAUCUUUUUCAAAAAGGUUUUACUUGUGUGAAAAAUGAACUUUUGCCCAGUCGUCCUCUUGAAUUAUCAGAAAAAAAUUUCCAGCUCAACCAAGAUAAAAUGAAUUUUUCCACACUGAGAAACAUCCAGGAUCUGUGUGCUCCACUAAAAUUGCAAAUGGAAUUGAAGGCAGUGCAACAGGUUCAGCAUCUUCCAUUUCUUCCAAACUCAAACCUUUCACUGGAUAUUUUGAGGGGUAAUGACAAAACUAUUGGAUUUGAAGAUAUUCACAAUGACCCAUCACAAAGAGAGCUAAUGGGAGAAUCACACUUGAUGGUGGAAUAUAAACUAAGUUUGCUGUAA